Coccinella septempunctata (seven-spotted ladybird) is the source of this 6355-nucleotide messenger RNA. It is a transcript of the gene Elys, whose product is annotated as protein ELYS. The transcript is spliced from 28 exons. NCBI's taxonomy places the organism in Eukaryota, Metazoa, Arthropoda, Insecta, Coleoptera, Coccinellidae. The record is from RefSeq and is a predicted model, not a curated record. The coding region runs from base 179 to 6232 and encodes 2017 amino acids.
UUUGGAGAUGAUUUCCAAGUAUUAAAUUGAAGGUAUUAAAACUUCUCAAAUUUGCUACAUACUUUGGAAUUCACACAGAAUUCUCCAAGAUCGUUACGUUUAUAUUGCAAAUUUUAUGUUUCAGCCUGAAUUACUGGAGUUUCUAGUGUUGAUAACUAUUUUUUAAACAAUAAACAUUAUGUCGUUUUGUAUAACUAAGGAUAAAACUUUGCAAAAAAGCACUCUACAAUUCUUAUAUGACGAAAAUACUACUGAAGAAACCAUAAGAAUACAAGAGACCUUUGGUGGCAUUCUAUCCAAUUUAAAUUAUGCGUGGCUUGUGAGAAAAUCAAAGUUUUUGGUGGUUAAUUGUAAAAAUGGCUUAAGAGUUGGCUCGUGGGAUUUUGGUAAUUCGCUUCAAGACGAUACAGCAAAGAUCAUUGCAGUCGAAGAAAUUCAGAGACCUAAUGGAAAAGAACCCCAUCUAAUAAUAUCUGUAAAUUGUGAAACUAGAGGCGGUUUAAUAUGUAUAUUUGAUUUUGUGGGGUCUAAAAUAAUAAGAGCAAUUCAAGUUGUAGAACAUAUUACCACUAUACAUGUUAUAGACAGAGGACAAGAUCUUUUCAGUUUGUCCGGACCUUUAAGAAAUUUUGAUGGAGUACUUGCUGUUGGUACAGUGGGAGGAAAUGUUUUCAUCUUGGAUAUUUGUAGGCAAUUAUGCUAUGAAGGUUUCAAUUCAAUUGAAACUCGUGAUGAAUUGAAUCCAUGUCCUAUGCAAGUAAUUACAUCUAGAAACCUUAAAGAUUUGGAAAAUUAUAAAACGAUUGCUUUAUGUAAUGUUUCACAUUUAGCGAUCUUUCUCAAUGUGGUGCAUAAUAGGAAAACUGAACACUUCGUUCUCAAAAAUCCAGAUGGAUUGGAUAGUGUGCAUGUUAAUAGGGAAGAAGUUUUAGUCAGUGCGCUCCAUUAUUGCCCACAAUUAGGUUCAAUAUUAGUUGGUUAUAAUUUUGGUGCUUUUCAACUGUGGAACCUUAUGAGUAUGGAAUUGAUUUAUACUUCACAGAUAUGUGAUGAUCACAUACCUAUCAUAAAAUUUGCCAUUCAGGAACCUGCUGAUGAUCCCCGAGCAUUUUGUUAUAUAUGGGCCGUUUACAGCACUGAUGAUCUAGAAUCUAAAAUUUUACCUUGCUUAGUAAUGUUUGCUUUGUGUUAUGAGACUAAAGAAUUUCAUGAGAACUAUGGUGUUUUGUAUGAGAAAUUUCAAGGUUGUACUGUACGUUUUCAAAGAGAACUUGGUUACGGCAAUAAUAUAUCAAAUAUGAAGCCACCAAUAGGUGGUAAAUGUUUGAGACUCGAUUCAUUGGUCUUGAAAAACUUGAACACCAAUAAUGAUAUAUUUGGCAACGAUGGGGCAGAAGAUGCACUGUCUUUAUGUGUCACAGCUUGGAAAGUGGUGUGUGAAGAUGGGCAGCAAUUGACAUUCAUGUCUGUGUUUGAUCUGAAUCAAUGGUAUAAAGCUCAAAUGCCUAAUUCCUCAAACUUCGACGAGUGUGCAAGUUAUAUGAUGACACUGUGCAUUUCUGAUUUGACUCUAACUGAGAGCGAGAAUGAAGUCGAAGUACUUGAUGUAAACUUGCACAAAAAAACAAUUCAACAAUUCGUAGGCACGCAGAGACUGGAAGAACACUACUAUCCGUCUUCUUUGUCAUUUGAAACUUCUUGUUUAUUAGAGCACAAAAUAGUGAAUAUUCAAUACCAAGGUGUUCAAAAGGCCUUAUUAUGUCAACUGCAAACAUCUGGACCAUUGUGUUUAAUCAGACCAUCAGAUACUUAUCAAGAAAUUAUAGCUUUAGGGCUUACUCCAUUAUUUGUUGACUUGAACACGACUUCCGCUAUUACCAGUCUGAAUAAUCAAAGAGAAGUUAUCCUAAAUGUUGCGUUAGAACAACAGUUAACAAGCUGGCUCUGUAAAUGCGCAUCUGAAUGGGCAAACGGUAGUUUCUCUUCUGCCGGCUGUUCCUUAGAUUUACUCACUUCUUGGGCUUUUCGAAGAGCCAUAGCCUUGAAACGGCAAUGUGAUUAUUUGAGCGUACCCUUAUUUGAUUAUUCAGAUGAUAAAUUAGAUGCGAAUACUGUCAACAUACUCAGUAAUUGCAUCAGGCAGAUUAAAAUUAUUUCUUUUGUUUUUUCAUUUAUACUGAGUAAACUUUCAUCCUACUUGACUAACAAAGAUGUAAUAUCUGAACAGUACAAAAAUCUCCAAAUGAUUGAGAUGUAUUUCGAUGUUUUACAAUGGUUCUUCAACGUUGGCCUUUUACCUGAAUAUCCCCCAUUCAGUACCAACCCAGUAGCGCAAGAAAGUAAAGUUAGAGCCCCUUAUCCAGUGAGGGAGUUGGAGGAAUACUAUAAGAAAAAACGUUCAGAACUUAUGCUUGCGAUGAACAGAAAAUUUGCAUCAAAGACGAGCAUCCUUUUCAUAGAUAGUCUGAUAAAUGUGGAAUGUGGUGGCGACCGUCUGGGGAAAGACUGGGAGAAAGAUGGUGGUGACGGUUUCUACCCUCCAAGGUCACUUCAGGCACUCUUACGAACCUACUUACUUGAUGGAAUCGAAGUUUGCAAUAAGCAUUCCGUGAUCAUUUAUCUCCUGGUGGAUUUAGCGGUGAUACUGGACUUACAGUAUAAAAAUGUUCUAACGAAUCUAGUAAAAUUCCCAGCUGUCUUCAAAGUUAGCCCUAGUUCCAUCAAAAUCACUCACGCCUUUUGGCAACUAGAUCAUGGCGAAUUCAAUUCGGCUAUAGAACAUCUUCUGGAUCCAAUGGUCAAUCAAAAUGAUUUGAAGAACUGGCACCACAAAGUGGCCCUCAAGUCUUUACUUGUCCAAGAACAACAUAAUCUUGCUCUACUUUAUAUGAAUGUUAGGAAGCCACCCAUUAUAGAUGAUGAGGACGUUUUAUGCGCUCUUAGUCUUUUUAUUUCAAAUAAUAUGCUGGAUGAAGCAUUUUAUCUUGAAAAGAACUUUAAAGAUUACACUAAUUCCAGAAGGAUUAUUAAACAUCUAUUCAAAGAAUGCUGCAAUUAUGGACGUUUGAGUAGUAUCAUAUAUAGAAACCUAACUGCCGAAGAAGAAGAACAAUUUUUGAAAUAUUUGGAUGAAGUCGACCAUCCUGAAGCUGCUGACUUGAAGAUAACGUAUUUCAUGCAGAGAUCUCAUUACAUAGAAGCUUUCAAAACCUAUCAGGCAUGCGAAGAUGAUCCAAUGAAAAAAGGAUUGAUCAGUAGAUUGAACCUGAAGGCGCGUGAUCAAAUUGUUCACAGUUACAAAAAAUUCCUACCCACAGUGAGUUAUAAGUUCAUCGAAAGUUGCACAACGGAGCUUAACCCUACGUUAUGGAAAGAAGUAUCCAGGCCAGAUCCCAUGUCAGUGUGUGUACAAAAAGGUGAUGAAAAAACUGAAUAUAAGUCUUCACUCAUUCUGGCUGCACUGGCAAAGGCUAAACUUACAUUCAAUGAAAGUGUACAAAAUGUUUCAUUAGCGAAUGCCACCACUGAAGAAAUACCAUUCUUGAGAACUCCAACUUUAAUGCCAACCAAGAAAAGAUCUUCGGUGCAAAUAAUCAUUCCAAAAAUUGUUCUGAAUGAUGGGUUCGAAGAAGAAGAUGGUCCCACUCCUCCAAAGAGAUCAAAAUUAUGUUUAUCCUCUUUCUCUAAGUUGUCGGAAACUGGCGCUGAUUUUAAUUCAUCAAUACUCAGUACACCUAUCAUAGCAAGGAAGAAUAGGGGUGGUAUGUCUUCCGCUGACAGAAAUGCCAAGGAUGUGGCUUCAACACCUGCAAGUAUCUUAAAGGUGAGAAAUUCGUACAAGAAAGAUUUCCAGAAUAUUUCGUCACCAAUUAUGACCAGCGGAUCGUCAAGUACGCCUUUGCGACCAUCUGAGCAUAAAACCAUUGUAUCGGGAAGGAAAUCGACGCGUGUUUCUAUGGUGAGAUUCGAUGUGCCCUCAUCGUCAUCUGAAGAACCUUCGUCUUCUCUGAAGUUGAACUCUAGUGAAAGGGACGCUCGAACUCCCGAAAAAAAUGAGACAAUUUCUUUCGAGAAUUCUUCGAGGAGUGUCUCUCAAUCCUUAACUCCUAAGAAUGCAUCUGAUACGGACGAUAUCUAUUAUUCCCCCAAUUCUUCACUGAAUAACAUAGAGGAACUUCCAAAAGACAAGAGCGACGAUGAGAACGACGCAAAAAAGGAUCAAGAAUUCACUUUGAAACUUUCACCGGAAAAACCAGAGGUCAUCAAAAAAGCCGAAAGAGUGAAACUUGUAGAUUACGAUGCUUCAUCAUCUUCUAAAGAGGGAACGGAUCCUAGUUUGACUUCUUCGCCAAGGGGUAGAAGGAGUUAUAGAAAACUGUCAUCUGAUACAACUCACGUCAGAUCGAGCCCUAGAUUGAGUCGGACUUCAGCAGUCACUGAACGCGAGAGAGGAGGAAGUGAUAAAACAAUAGCAAAUAAUGCUCCUUCUCCAUCUUUCUUGUCUCUCAACAAGGGGAGAAAAUCAUUGAAUCGAAAAGUAUUAGAAGCUAAUACACUUGCGAGAGUAUCUUCUGAUGAGCAUACUGUGGAAACGAGUAGAACCGAAAUCUUUAGGGAAGAAAAGAAGACUUCAAGUGUGUUUAAUGACAAUGAAAAAACAGAAACUUCCCAGAUUACCAUUGAAUGUACCACUAAGAGUUAUUCUUGUACCACAGAAGCCAAUAUGGAUUUAGACAGUGCUAAAUUAGAUGGGAAUCAAGAGUCGGCUGAUUCUUCUGUUGAAAUUAGCAAAAAUAAAACCAUCGAGUCCACAGACGCUCAAAGUUCAGAUUCUGGCAGUAAAAAAGAUGAAGAAAAUAUUUCUGAUAUGAUCUACGGUGAUCUUGAUAGUGGAGAUGGUCAAGACUCUGAAAUGAACUGUGACUUGAACAAAGUCAUCUCAAUCCAGGAAUCAAAUAUCGAUAAGGAGGAAAAUAAUAAAAUCGACUCUCAAUCUGAUGCUGACAUAACUUCAAAAGGUGUAGAAUCUGAUAGCAAAACAGUUACUAAGAAGAAUGUUGACAAAAAUUGUACAGAAAAAGAAAAGUCUGAUGACGACAAGAAUAAACCUGUAAAAAGGAUGACGAGGAGAUUGAGUAAGCAAUUAGAAGAACGAGAAAACGAAUCGAUUUGUAGUGAGCAGAAUGAAGAGGUACAAAUGCAGACAGAGAAGAGCAGUGGUGGACAAAGAGGAUCUAUUUCUAGACGAUCCUCUCAUAGCUCUAAGCCCAGUUUGGAUCUGAAUGCAUCAUCUUCAGUGAAUCCAGAUCCGGAACUACCGGAAGAAGCUCCAAGAUCAAUUAGUGCACGAAAGCGAACUAGAAGUGUUGAUUUGUCAUUAAAUUCUCAGUUGCAAGAAGCAAGCGCAAGUACAUCCAAAACAUCAGGAGUUCUCAGAGCCAAACGGAAAUUGAGGAGUGCCAGUGUUGACGUUCCCAUUGCUAUUGACGAGGAAAUUAGUAAAGAAUCUCCAAAAAUCGAUAAAACUAGAAAGAAACCAUCUUCUUUGAGCGGAAUAGAGGUCAUAAAGGAAGAAAAGAAGGGCAAAAAAACACUUGAGCCUAUUAAAGAGGUAGUAAGUUAUAAGACAAGCAGAAGGUUGACUAGGAGGCAGUCAAAUAUCUUAGAACAAUCGCUAGAUAAGAUUGAUUUAUCUGCAAUUGAACCACAGGAUCCUAUUGAGUUAUUGGACAAACCUGAAUUCAAAGGUUCUCCUGACCCCCAAGAGCAAAAGGUAUAUGAAACAUCGCCUUCUUCUACAUCAAGUGCAAAAACAUCUAAUACAGGACGGCCUGCCAGAAGAUCGGGUAGAGCUAAUUCAAAUGCUUCAGAUGAUAGUUUGGCCUCGACCAAAUCGACAUCAAGCCGGCGUAAAGCGGUUACUACCCCACAAUCUAACCCUGUAGCAGGAGGUAGAAGAAAGUUGAGGUCUGCAUCAAGUGAUGGAGAGCCAAAAUCAACUAGACGAGUAAAGGAAAAGACUCCUGAUAUGAGUGAUGAUAGUGGGGAAUCUGACAUUUCAGUAUUGUCAACCAGGAGCAGAAAGUCGAAUACUGAAGAUUCAAGUACUCCAACAAAGAGGAAAAGAAAGGUUGCUUCCAAAUCUGUAUUGCCGGAAAUCAAAGAAGAAAAUUUGGAGGGUGGAUCUCCUGCGCAAAACACAAGGCGAGGAAGGAAGACUGCUAACAAAUAGCCAUAUUUAUUUUGGUUGUUAUGAAAGAGUAAAUAAUGUGUAUAAGGUGUAAUUUCAUUUUUUUUCACUGUAGUUUUUUAUUACUAACACUAGGCUGGAUAAUAAAGAAAACCUCGAAAUUAA